Molecule: messenger RNA, 1520 nt
Organism: Brassica napus (rape)
Lineage: Eukaryota; Viridiplantae; Streptophyta; Magnoliopsida; Brassicales; Brassicaceae
Product: zinc finger protein 1-like
Exons: 1
Coding region: 676-1359 (227 amino acids)
Biological process (GO): negative regulation of abscisic acid-activated signaling pathway
Source: RefSeq, a predicted model, not a curated record
UAUGAAUUUAAAUAUUAUGACUUUUAAAUGCUUUUUUAUAUAUGUUUUUUAUUUUCAUAUUUCGUUUUAAAAUUAAAAUUAUUUAAAAUUCAGAAUUUUAAAUAAAUUCAAAUUUAUAUAUAUAUUUGAGGUUAAAAACAAUAUUCAAAAUAUAUUAUAAAACGAAACGUCGAUGUAGGCUCGACGUAAACAUUACAACUGAUUACCGUCGAAAAAAUUUACGAGUCUUUUACAUCGAAGUUUUUACGUGGUCUUUACAUCGAAAUGUUACGUGGAGUUUACAUCGAAAUAUUUACGAGGGUGUUACAUCGAAAUGUUUACGUGUUUGUUACAACGAAAGUGUUUACGUGUGCUUUACAUCGAAUCUAUUACGUGGAGUUUACCACGAAAUUUUACGUGUCGUUUACGACGAAUCUAUGCCCUGCGCUUUACGAGGAAUAUAUUUCGUCGUAAACUUUACAAGUCAUUUACGACGAAACGUCGGUUACAACGGGCGUUUUACGACGAAACGUGUUUCGAGGUUCAUUCGUCGUAACACCCUGUUUACGACGAAGUUACAACGUAUAUUGCCCUCGUAAAAAAUAUGUUUUCUUGUAGUGUCACUUCACAUCUAUUUCCAAAUUUUACUUUCUUUCUCUUUAUAUAUUCUCUAUAGGCUAUAUACACAAAAUACACAUGGAUCCUUCCGUCAAAGAAUAUCAAGAAAUGUUAAAAAUCGAGAAACGAGGUCAUCAAGAUCUUGAUUUAGGCUUGACCCUUUUCCGUGGUACGACUUCAUCAGAGUUCAAUCUCAUCGAUUCUUUUAAAUCCAGCUCAUCGUCGACUUCUCAUCAUCUUCACAAUCAUCAAGAACAUUUGGACGAUCCGAGAGUGUUCUCAAGCAACUAUUGUCAAAGAAAGUUUUAUAGCUCACAAGCACUAGGCGGUCACCAAAACGCUCAUAAACGCGAACGCACCUUAGCCAAACGCCGGAAGUACUACAAGAUGAGUCUCUCCUCCUCCCCUCCUUCCUCGGCGUUCGCGUUUGGACACGGUUCAGUCAGCAGAUUCGCAAGCAUGGCAUCGUUACCGUUACAUGGCUCGACUAGUAACAGAUCAACGCUAGGGAUUCAGGCUCAUUCAACGAUCCAUAAUCCCCUUUUAGGAAGACAAAGAGCGAGUUUAAGUCAUGUUUUCAAACAGAACGUUCACCAGAGACCGGCCAUCGGAAAGAUGCUGCCAGAGAAAUUUCACCUUGAAGUGGCCAGCAGUAAUAACAGUAAGUUUACUGCUCCUGAGUUGGAGAGGAUUGGAUAUUUCAAGAACAAGCAAGAAGAUCAUAAUCAGUUUAGCAAGAUUGACUUGACUCUUAAGCUAUAAUCUCUUAUCGUCAUCGUCUUUUAGUCUUUAUUACUGUAACUUUCAAUUAUAUAAAUAUCUCUUGAUGCUUAUCUUUGCUUGAUACAAUGAUUGACUGCAGAAUGUGUAAAGAGUUUCAUUAACUAAGCUAUACCUUUUCCAUGAUAUCUUGUUUUGUAGUU